CUUUCAUCCGAAACCUCUUUGAUUGCUUGUUAGUAGUACCUCAUGCAUGAGCCUAGUUCCACAACAAUACCCUCCAAAACAGAAAAUGAAUCUACUUUAGAAAAGAUACCCAGCACUAGUACUAUCAUUGAGGAAGAGGCAGCGAUACUCGGGGGUGAAAAGGCAACAAUGAAUGCUACUGCAAACAGCAGUACUGCUCUCUUAAAGCAGAAAGAAUCCAUGAAUGUAGACACAGGAGUAAAAUUAGAUGAUUUAAAUUCAACGGAUUGUGACGCCGAGAUGCAGGACGUGGAUGACGGUAAAAAAGGGGGAAAUGGUAUGGACAGUGACGAUUCGUCGGAAGUGAAAGUCGCCGAUGAUGCCAUGAAUGCGAAUGAUAAUCGGAAAAACGACAAACUAGACAGUAACGAAGAGAAAAAAGAUGCUAAUGGAGAUUUGGCGUCCUCGGGUUUGGAAGAGGGAACUUCAUCUCUCUCCGAUACAAAGAAUGCAACACUGGUGGCUGCCGGGACGAAUUCUGCAGUUGAAUUACUCGAUGUCCGUUUAGCUGAAGAGGGUAAUGGGAAUUUUAAGGAAAAGAUGCAAACGACUGGCUCUAGUAUGGACUCUGUUGGACCAAAUGCCAUCAUGGAGUUAAAGUCAAAGCCGAAUGGCGCCUUGUCGAAUGACCAUCAGGAUUCAUCUUCCGCCGCGUUGGCAAACCCUGCUCCUCCAGUGAUGAAAGGAACUUUGUCGUAUAAUGUGGAGCUUCGCCGUCACGUGAUUCGAGGGAUGUGGAAUUACGAAAACUCGAACGAUUUUCCUCCCCAAAGAUUUGAGUUGCUACGCAAUUUGACUCCGGAAGAGGAAAUUACUAAGUUGCCAACGGACGGAGAGUUUCAUGGAUCUUUCAGUCUCGCAUACUUCCAUACAACCUCCAAGGGCAAGCAAAAAGAAAGAAGUCGAGUCAUUCCGGAAAGCGGGGUGGAUAUCAAGUUUUCAUGUGUCGAUGGCAAUCCGGGUGUGUAUAAGGUAGAUGGUAAAGGCACGAAUCAGUUCGGAGUAUUCCAUGUCAACGGAACCGCUAAAUCUAGCGAUCAUGAAGGUGAUUCGUCGAUGAAUAUUGUACUUCGGAAGAGAUACGAACCUUCAGUUCCCACAGCCGCUACAAACGAUCCCUUACCGAAAACAAAAAAACUAAAAACUGAAACUGCCGCUCCUGUUCUCGAAGCCGGUCCACUCCCCCCUCCAGCAGAAUCAUACCCGAAUGGCGUUGUUUGCUUGCGAGGAAAGCUGUUCAAGGAAGAGUCGAAUGACUUAGGGGUGACCGAGGUGAUUCAACGAAUCAAUGGAAUGUGGGCUUCGGGGUUAGAUUUUAUUUUGGCAGACCCGCUGAAUUCCAAGGGAAUGCUUUGUCGUUUCGAGUAUGAGCACAAGACUUCUAUGCCAAGUGGUACAUUUCCUGUGUCUGGCAGAUACAGUGGAUGGUUCGAUCUCAAGGGAGAUGAUGGGACGAAGACUCGUAUCAACGAACGCGACGUUGUUCUUAAAUUCAGAGCAAACGAAGCGGGCUAUCACAAUGUCGAAGGAAAGGGGAGUAAUGUGUUUGGAAAAUACACUAUCACUGGAACAUUAACAAGCGACAGCGUGAUCACAAUUUUUCGCCAUUUUGUACCACGCAAGAUAAAGGCUAACAAAUCAGUAACCUCAGCUCCGCCUCCAAUUAACGCGCCGCAGGCACGAAGACCAUCCAUACCAGGACCCUCUGUUGAACUCAAGCUCAAAAUGGACGAUGUCAAAGUUCCGAACGAGCUGGCUGAUAGGAUACCGCUGCAUCCGAUUAAGCCUCCCGAGCAUAGCACGUAUUCGGCUGUUUCUCGAGGAGUUUUGAGAUUAAACGAAGACGGAUCUCACACAUGCAACGGCAAAUGGGCUGUCACGCGAGAGCAUUUUACGAACGGACAAACUAGCAACUUUAAUUUUCGUUUGGAAGCGCAUCACGCCGCGGAAGCCCUAGCAGAGAUUGCACAGAACAGCGAUGAGCCGCGUCAAUUUCCCCUGGAUUCGAACUUGUACAAAGGAUCUUUUCAGCUGAAAAAACAAGCAGGGCGAUACCAAACUGUAGUCGAUCAGCAAGUUGUAAUGAAGUUCUGGAUGAAUACACAAGGAUCCUACAAUGUUUACGGGAAAGGGAUGAACGCAAUUGGCGAAUUUAAUCUCAUUGGGACUUUGGUGAUGAGCGGAAAGACUGGCGGUCAGGUUGAAUUGUAUCGGAUGUACCCUCCAGAGCGCUUGUCAAGCUCAGCCACGCCCAGAACUGGAUCUGUCUUGGCUUCGACGUCUGUAAAGGCAUCGGACGCAGUAGCGGCCGAACCUCAUCCAACUGGGUCAAGUCGACUGCCUGGCCCAUUGCAACCUUCAUCAUUGCACCGCCGUGAAUCAACUCGACUUGUGAAACUGCCCUCUCGACUAGAAGACGACGAUCCUUCUGCUCAGUUGUCUAGAGUAAUGGAAAAGUGCUCUCAAAUAUUGCGAAUAAUGCAUGAAAAAGAUGUAGAACUUGGUGCAUUUUUUGGAGAACCCGUGGAUCCAGUUGCGCUUGGUAUUCCGACCUAUCAUCAAGUUAUCAAGGAGCCUAUGGAUCUUAAGACGAUUCGCCGCCGGUUGGAAGCGGACGAAAUCAACAGCCCAGAGAAAUUUGCCCGAUUGGUUCGCCUUGUUUUUGAAAAUGCCAUGAUGUUUAAUAUUGACCCAGCACACGCCGUUCAUCAAUCUGCCCGAAAUUUACUGAUACAGUUCAACACAAAGUUCCGCGAUGUGGAACAUAUGUUGCAAACAAUUCGUCGAAAUCAGGGGGACGACGUAGAUGGAAAAAAGAAGGGCAAAGACGGCAAGCGCAGACGCGAAGAAGUCAAAAGCUUGAGGACUCAACGACUAGAAGAGGCCGAUUCCAUGGCUGCAGAGAAUUCAAGGCUUAUGUCCGCAAUGAUGGCGACCGCCCCCUCGCUAGAAUCGGCUGCCGUCACCCGAUCGGAGUUUAACACAAUGAUGCAAAUGAUACAACAUUUGCAGGCACAAAUUGUCCGUACUUAUACUGCAGUCGCAGAGCUGUCUCCUGGUGACGAGAACGACGUGUCCUCGUCUAUCGUUCCUGCUGCUACUCAUAGUUCUUCGUUGAUCGCGUCGUCUUCGCCUACGAUAGCUGAACGAAAGAAAAAGCAGCCAACUAAGCGUAAAUCUGAGAUGAUUGACGCUGCGGAAGAGCAAGUCGUUGUCGAUGAUUCAAAGCCACUUUCGUUGGAUGAACAAGAGCUUCUUACCGAGACAAUCAACGAACUUCCUCCCGAUCAGUUAGGCGGAGUGAUACAGAUAAUCAGAGAGGCUGCACCAGUUGGUGCCGAUGAGGAUGAGAUUGAUUUAGAGAUUGACCAGCUCGACACGAAGACUCAAAGGAAGCUAUUGCGUCACGUGUUGAAGUUUAUGAAGAAGUCCAAAACGAAAGCGAAAAAGAAGCCAAAGACUGCCCCGAAGAAGGCCACCACACAAAAGAAACCCCCGAAGGCAGCUCUAGCCCAAUCCCAGAAUGCUAAAUCUACAGUAGACUCUUUUUUUGCCUUCGGUGGCAAGGACGACAGCGAUUCUGAUUCCGAUGACGCGCCACCUAGGGCCAAGACAAACAACAACAGUGGGGGCAAAGGCUUCAGAGAUACUUCUGGUGACUUUAAGCUUGGAGAUGGACUAGGGGAUCUACAGGAUGACGACGACAUUGGUGAAGGUGGCAUCGCUACCAAUUGGGAUCUGCCCAAGCCGGUUGUCCAGGCUGAUGAAAUGGAUGGCGAGGACGACGGCGCUUGGGGCGCUGCGAGGGAGGAAGCUGCAGCAGCCAAGGCUCGCGAAGUCGAGCGGAAAGCUCGUGAAGAGAAGAUUAAGGCCGAAGCUGAAGUCGCCAAAAAAGAACGGCUAGCCGCUGCUCUCGCACUCGGCGAAAAGUUGAAGGAAGAGCGAGAGGAAGAAAAGGAGAAGGAAGCUCUUCUGAAAGAGCAACACGAGAAAAAGGCCGAAGAAGACCGCAAGGCUGCGCGCGAGGCUGCUCGAGCUGAGGUUCAAUCUGUUGAACAGACAGUCGAUAUGGAUGCACAGCGUGAUAUUAUGAAACAAUACGAAGAGAGCUUUCUCGAUAAGGACGUUGGUAGUGCGAGUCCCUCUUCGGAUUUUGGUUUUUAGUGAUAUGCUUUCAGCGGUGCAUUUGUUUUGGAUAGUAAAUGAGAGGGUCCCGCUUUCCAUUAUAUGUAUCCAGCGAUCCGUAAAAGAAGAAAUAUUAUCCCUUUCUCGAGAACCAAGAAUGCUCUCAGAUUGGAUCUUGACAAAUCUACUGUGAGAUCUUUUAGCCAAAAUAAUUUUACGAACGGAUGGCAGUUCUCUAACAAGUAGCUAGAUUCAUUCCCUUCGGCUGCUAG
Messenger RNA from Phaeodactylum tricornutum CCAP 1055/1, 4436 nucleotides. RefSeq lists its product with no specific name. The record is from RefSeq and is a predicted model, not a curated record. Gene Ontology annotation, biological process: chromatin remodeling; regulation of DNA-templated transcription. The transcript has 2 exons. Bases 43 to 4203 code for a protein of 1386 amino acids. Gene Ontology annotation, cellular component: nucleus; chromatin. NCBI's taxonomy places the organism in Eukaryota, Bacillariophyta, Bacillariophyceae, Surirellales, Neidiaceae.